AUGCUGGAGGAAGGCAACCAAGUUGGAUCUCAUGUACUCAAGAUGAUUGGGUACAUAGAGAGGCUUGAGAGCUUAGGUUCUAAGUUGGACCAAGACUUGGCUGUUGACCUAGUCUUGUCAUCGCUACCUCCAUCAUUUUCCCAGUUCGUGUUGAAUUUCAACAUGAACAGCGUGGACAAGAGUUUGACUGAUCUAAUGGUAAUGCUGAAAACUGCUAAGAAGGAUACGAAGGUAAAUCCUUCACUACAUGCAAUGAUGGUCAGAAAGACCAACAAGCGCCCUAGCACCGAGAAGUUUAAUCCCAAGGCUAAUGUAGUGAAGAAUCCUAGAUAUCAAGCUCAGAAGAAGCUUAAGAAAGAGAUGCAGGUACCCCAAUCUGAUGAGAAGGAGGCCAUGUGCUUCCAUUGUGGCAAGAAAGGUCACUGGAAAAAAAAUUGCUAUAUUUUCAUGAAGAAGAAUGGUAGUGGAGCGGAUGCUUCAGGUGUCUUUAUAAUAGAGAGUAAUCUUUCUGUUUCUUCAUCAUGGGUCAUAGAUUCUGGAAGUAGUUCUCACAUUUGUGCGAACAUGCAGGGUCUAAGUGACUGCAGAUGGUUGUCCAAGAGCGAAAUGGACCUACGAGUAACUAAUGGAGCGAGAGUUGCUGCAUUAGCUAAGGACGCUAAACCUAGGUUAAUCAGGUGGAUUUUACUUUUGCAAGAGUUCAACCUUGAGAUUAGGGAUAAGAAAGGAGCUGAAAAUGUAGUAGCGGAUCAUUUGUCUAGAAUAUCUCAAAAGUCAGAAAAUGAGGUGGAUGUUGAUUUGCCUAUUGAUGACAUAUUCCCGGAUGAACACUUACUAGCCUUAUCAAGUGUGAAAACUCCUUGGUAUGCAGAUUUUGUGAAUUUCCUUGCUAGUGGAGUGUUACCUCCGGAUUUUUCUCAUCAACAAAGGAAAAAGUUUUUUUCAGAAGUUAAGAAUUAUGUUUGGGAUGAACCUCUCCUAUACAAGAAAUGCAAUGAUGUGAUUUAUCGAAGAUGUAUACCUGAAGAAGAGUUGUUUGUUCAAUCCUGUGACCAAUGUCAGAGAACUGGGAAUAUAACUAGAAGAAAUGAAACAAUGUUAAAUUACAUUCUUGAGGUUGAGUUAUUUGAUGUUUGGGGAAUUGAUUUCAUGGGACCUUUCCCUCUUUCAUAUGGGAAUAGGUAUAUUCUUGUGGCAGUAGAUUAUGUGUCCAAAUGGGUAGAAGCUGUGGCAUCUCCUACGUGCGAUGCGAGAACAGUUAUCAAAUUAUUUAGGAGUAUUAUCUUUCCAAGAUUUGGGGUGCCAAAGGCAGUCAUUAGUGAUGGAGGAUCACAUUUUAUAGAGAAACAGUUUGAAAACUUACUUAGAAGAUAUGGAGUGAAGCAUAAAGUAGCAACACCUUAUCAUCCUCAGACUAAUGGGCAAGCUGAGAUAUCUAACCGAGAAAUUAAGUCCAUAUUGGAAAAGACUGUAUCUACUUCAAGGAAGGAUUGGGCGUUGAAACUAGAUGAUGCUUUAUGGGCAUAUCGAACUGCUUAUAAAACUCCUAUAGGGAUGACCCCAUUUCGAUUAGUUUAUGGUAAGCCUUGCCAUCUUCCAGUUGAACUAGAACAUAAGGCUUAUUGGGCAAUUGCAAAUUUGAAUAUGGAUUUAAAAGAAGCAGGGGAGAAAAGGAAGCUUCAGUUGAACGAACUUGAUGAAUUAAGGAUGGAUGCAUAUGAGCAUGCUAAAUCUUACAAAGAAAGGACAAAGAAAUGGCACGAUCAACACAUCCUUCGUAAAGACUUUAAUGUGGACGGAUAUUCUGGUUUUUUUCAGAUUCUGAUUCAUCCUCAAGACCAGGAGAAGACUACUUUUACUUGUCCUUAUGGUACCUUUGCCUAUCGUCGGAUGCCAUUUGGGCUUUGUAAUGCUCCAGCCACUUUUCAGAGGUGCAUGAUGGCAGUUUUUUCAGAUUUAAUAGAGAAAAUUAUGGAAGUUUUCAUGGAUGACUUCUCAGUUUAUGGGAAUGACUUUGAUUCUUGUUUGUCAAAUCUUUCUACUGUUCUAAAAAGGUAUGAAGAUACAAACCUAGUGUUGAACUGGGAAAAAUGUCAUUUUAUGGUUAAGGAAGGGAUAGUUUUGGGGCAUAAAAUUUCAGAGCGUGGUAUUGAGGUAGAUCCAGCAAAAGUGGAAGUAAUAGACAAAUUACUCCCACCCAUCAAUAUAAAAGGAGUUAGGAGUUUUUUAGGACAUGCUGGCUUCUAUAGACGCUUUAUUAAGGACUUUUCAAAGAUUUCCAAGCCAUUAACUAAUCUGUUGAUUAAAGAUGUUGAGUUUUGUUUUGAUAGCGAACGUAUUGAAGCCUUCAAUAAAAUUAAGAGUGCUCUUACAACAGCUCCAGUCAUUCAAGCACCUGAUUGGGAUCUUCCUUUUGAAAUAAUGUGUGAUGCUAGUGAUUUUGCUGUAGGAGCAGUUUUGGGACAGCGAAGAAAUAAGAUUUUGCAUGCGAUCCAUUAUGCAAACGGAUAUUCUGGUUUUUUUCAGAUUCCGAUUCAUCCUCAAGACCAGGAGAAGACUACUUUUACUUGUCCUUAUGGUACCUUUGCCUAUCGUCGGAUGCCAUUUGGGCUUUGUAAUGCUCCAGCCACUUUUCAGAGGUGCAUGAUGGCAGUUUUUUCAGAUUUAAUAGAGAAAAUUAUGGAAGUUUUCAUGGAUGACUUCUCAGUUUAUGGGAAUGACUUUGAUUCUUGUUUGUCAAAUCUUUCUACUAUUCUAAAAAGGUGUGAAGAUACAAACCUAGUGUUGAACUGGGAAAAAUGUCAUUUUAUGGUUAAGGAAGGGAUAGUUUUGGGGCAUAAAAUUUCAGAGCGUGGUAUUGAGGUAGAUCCAGCAAAAGUGGAAGUAAUAGACAAAUUACUCCCACCCAUCAAUAUAAAAGGAGUUAGGAGUUUUUUAGGACAUGCUGGCUUCUAUAGACGCUUUAUUAAGGACUUUUCAAAGAUUUCCAAGCCAUUAACUAAUCUGUUGAUUAAAGAUGUUGAGUUUUGUUUUGAUAGCGAAUGUAUUGAAGCCUUCAAUAAAAUUAAGAGUGCUCUUACAACAGCUCCAGUCAUUCAAGCACCUGAUUGGGAUCUUCCUUUUGAAAUAAUGUGUGAUGCUAGUGAUUUUGCUGUAGGAGCAGUUUUGGGACAGCGAAGAAAUAAGAUUUUGCAUGCGAUCCAUUAUGCAAGUAAAACACUUGAUGCAACCCAAGUAAACUAUUCUACUACGGAAAAGGAAUUAUUGGCAGUGGUAUUUGCUAUUGAUAAAUUUAGAUCUUAUCUAGUGGGAUCAAGAGUAAUAGUAUAUACUGAUCAUGCAGCUAUCCGGUAUCUACUUGGAAAGAAGGACGCUAAACCU
This is a messenger RNA of Zingiber officinale, 3381 nucleotides long. RefSeq lists its product as uncharacterized. NCBI's taxonomy places the organism in Eukaryota, Viridiplantae, Streptophyta, Magnoliopsida, Zingiberales, Zingiberaceae. Gene Ontology annotation, molecular function: nucleic acid binding; zinc ion binding. The annotation marks the transcript as partial. The transcript is spliced from 5 exons. Gene Ontology annotation, biological process: DNA integration. The record is from RefSeq and is a predicted model, not a curated record.